AUAAAAUUAAAAUGAGAUAUAGAUCUAGAAUCUACUCUGAGAUAUACUAUAGAUAGAUCUAGAUCUAGAUCUAAGUGUUCAAUUAUAAGAAGCAGGGCAGCAUGGGAGAGGCAACAGGUGAUUUAGAUAUACAGUCAGAUGAAUUAACAGCAUUUUCAUAUUCUGAAGAUGUGAAGCUAGAGCCAUCUACAGUAUUUUCAUCUUCUGCUGACAUAAAAACAGAAUUAUCAACACUUUUGACUUUCCAUGAUAUGAAACCAAACAUGGCAUCGAUAACUUCACAGGAUUUGAAAACCGAUGAUACGCCAGAGUUAUUAUUUUCUAAAGAAACAAAAACAGAAUAUACAUUUUCAUCUUUUGAUGAUGUAAAACACAAUAUGACAUUAGUAACUUCUCAAGAUGUAGCAACAGGAUGUACAAGAUCUGAAGAUAUAAAAUCAGAAUUAGCAAUGUUAUCAACUAGUAAAGAUAUAAAAUCAGAAUUAGCAAUGUUAUCAACUCGUGAAAAUAUAAAACCAGAUUUAUGGACAAAAUUUGUAGAUUUUGAGGACAAACAACAAAAUGGACUAGAGGAAGAGCUUAAACUUUCUGAACAAAAAACACAUCUGUUUGUUGAUGGUCAAGAACAGUUUUUUCAAAGCUUUAACUUGAAUAAACAUAAACAAGCUCAAGUAGGGGAAAAGCCUCUUGAAUGUGAUGUUUGCCAUAAAAGGUUUUCAGACCGUUCUAGUUUAAGUAAACAUAAAAAAGUUCAUUCUGGAGAUAAGCCUCAUGAAUGUGAUGUUUGUCAUAAAAAGUUUUCUUACAGUUCUCAUUUAUAUACACACAAAAGAGUUCAUUCAGAAGAUAAACCAUUUGAAUGUGAAGUUUGCUAUAAAAGGUUUUCAGAUAGUUUUAUGUUAAGUAAACAUAAGAAAGUUCAUUCAGAAGAUAAUCCAAAUGUAUGUGAUGUUUGUCAUAAAAAGUUUUCCAACAGUUCUUCUCUAAGCAAACACAAAAAAAUUCAUUUAGUUAUUAAGCCUAAUGAAUGUGAUGUUUGUCAUAAAAAGUUUUCAUACAGUUCUGCUCUAAGCAACCACAAAAAAAAUCAUUUUGUAGUUAAGCAUUAUGAAUGUGAUGUUUGUCAUAAAAAGUUUUCCAACAGUUCAACUCUAAGCAAACACAAAAAAACUCAUUUAGUAGUUAAGCCUUAUGAAUGCGAUCUUUGUCACAAAAAGUUUUCAUACAAUUCUACUCUAAGCAUACACAAAAAAAUUCAUUCAGGGGUUAAGCCUUAUGAAUGUGAUGUUUGUCACAAAACGUUUUUACACAGUUCUAAUUUUAUUAGACACAAAAGAGUUCAUUCAGGAGAUAAACCAAAUGAAUGUGAUGUUUGUCAUAAAAAGUUUUCAUACAGUUUUACUCUAAGCGAACACAAAAAAAUUCAUUUAGGGGUUAAGCCUUAUGAAUGUGAUGUUUGUCACAAAACGUUUUUACACAGUUCUAAUUUUAAUAGACACAAAAGAGUUCAUUCAGGGGAUAAUCCAAAUGAGUGUGAUGUUUGUCAUAAAAAGUUUUUUUCAUACAGUUCUGCUCUAAGCAAACACAAAAGAAUUCAUUUAGGGGUUAAGCCUUAUGAAUGUGAUCUUUGUCACAAAAGGUUUUCAGACAGUUCUAAUUUUAAUAGACACAAAAGACUUCAUUUAAGAGAUAAUCCAAAUGAAUGUGAUGUUUGUCAUAAAAAGUUUUCAUACAGUUCUGCUCUAAGCAAACACAAAAAAAAUCAUUUAGUAGUUAAGCAUUAUGAAUGUGAUGUUUGUCAUAAAAAGUUUUCAAACAGUUCUACUCUAAGGAAACACAAAAUAAUUCAUUUAGUAGUUAAGCCUUUUGAAUGUGAUCUUUGUCAUAAAAAGUUUUCACAAAGUUCUACUCUAAGUGUACACAAAAAAAUUCAUUUAGAGUUUAUGCCUUAUGAAUGUGAUCUUUGUCACAAAAGGUUUUCAGACCGUUCUAAUUUUAUUAGACACAAAAGAGUUCAUUCAGGAGAUAAUCCAAAUGAAUGUGAUGUUUGUCAUAAAAAGAUUUCAUACAGUUCUGCUCUAAGCAAACACAAAAAAAUUCAUUUUGUAGUUAAAGCCUUAUAAAUGUGAUGUUUGUCAUAAAAAGUUGUCAUGCAGUUCUGCUCUAAGCAAACACAAAUAAAAUCAUUUAGUAGUUAAGCAUUAUGAAUGUGAUCUUUGUCAUAAAAAGUCAUUACAGACUUCUUGCUUAAGUAAGCACACAAAAAAUCAUACAGGAGAUAAAUUCUAUAAAUCUGAUGUUGCUGAUGAACAUUUUACCCAUAAGAGUGUAUGACAUUUUUUUAAAUUGUUGAAGCACUAAUAGAAUAGACAUUUUAAUCCCCAAUUCAUUCAUAAUAUGUAUAUAUUAAAAAUAGGAUAGCAUUUUUGUAUAUAUGCAAAUACAGCUAAAUUAAUGUUCAUUGCAUGCAUUUAAAUGAACAUAAAAGAUAAUAGCAGACUAUUAUUAAUAAAUUAUAAUAGUAAAAUUACCCAAUUUAGACCAUCCUUGUGGCUGAGCAUUUAUAGUUGAUCUUUUUCUUUAAUCUCAGUCUGAGAAGAGUAAGUGGGGCCAUUGCCUAAAACAACUAUCACUAUCAGUUUCUGGUGCUUGACACUAUCCCACUUUCUUUUCUAUUUGCAAACAGUACCACCCUAUACAAGUUGCAAAUUAAAAGGCCUUAAAGAGACUAAAGCUGUAAUGGUUAUGUUUGACGUUUUGGUAUUCUAUUUCUAGCAUAAUUUAUGCUUUGUUGUGUUUACAUGUUUUUUUUUUUAUUUUUAAAAACACUUUAAUGAAAAUGUUAAUGUAGU
This is a messenger RNA of Physella acuta, 2852 nucleotides long. RefSeq names its product zinc finger protein 883-like. Lineage: Eukaryota; Metazoa; Mollusca; Gastropoda; Physidae. Gene Ontology annotation, molecular function: DNA-binding transcription factor activity; RNA polymerase II cis-regulatory region sequence-specific DNA binding. The record is from RefSeq and is a predicted model, not a curated record. Gene Ontology annotation, biological process: regulation of transcription by RNA polymerase II.